AUGCCGCGAUCAGAGUGGUAUAGGUCCAGCCUAUGGAUCUUCAAGCCCAAAGCAAUUGAGCGAAUCAUAGCUGAGCUGAAGGAAGCAAGCCCCAGUAAUUCUCAGUUCACCUACGAUGCCGAGUACAACUGGUUCCAUAUCAUCUGCCACCCCGAUGACGCCAAAUCCAUACGGCAAUCACUCAGCCGCAUCAGUCAUGAAAUUGAAGACGAGACUUUUGACAAGGACGAGGACAAAAUUUUGACUCCUGAAGGGGUCCUCCGGGAAAACUUCGAGACCGACCUGAUCAGCCUCGUACACAUCUCGGGCACAGAGGCUGAGGCUCUCAAGGCUCUCGCCUUCCCAGAGCGGUUUUCACAGUUCAGUCACAAGGCCAUUUGGGACAAGCUCGACUCUGAACAAGACCACUUCGGAACUGAACCUCUCACAAUUCACGAUAUCGUCACCGAAACUGGCUUCAGACAGCUUGAGAGCGAUACUGGCGCCAUGAUUUCUUUUACCCCUUCUGGAGCCCUAAUUUACCUUGGGGCUAAUAACCAAGAGUCGAUCGACGAGAUUCAACAGAGGCUCGAUGUUUUACUCGAGCUCAAGAAAACUACCCAGCCGCAGCCUGAGCAUCUGCUGUUUGCUGAGGACUACGUUGAAAAGAAACUUCCAGAGCUCACGGCUGAUACCCGCUACAUGGUCAAUAUCGAGCCUAAGCUAGCCUCCACAACUCUCCUAGAUCGGCUCAAGGUCCAAGACCUGCAGGGCAAUUAUAAGAAACUUUACGAGGAAGGAUGCUCAAUCCGACUCUGCACAUACGACUGCGACUUGAAAUAUCAUUUCUCGUUGCUCGGCCCCCCGAUAAUCGGCCGAUCUAGCAGAAAGUACAUUUUUGGGAACCGUCCAAUUGCCAAAUCCAAGAACGUAGAGGGGUCCUUCGUCGCUGCCAAUCCACAGCCACCCAUCGCGCUCGCCACGCCGGCUACGCCGGUUACACUUGUUACCACACAGGUUAACCAGCAUAUUGACCCGACUUUUACCCAGACGACUUAUCGAGCGUCCAGCAAGGAAGAGAAGGUAUCGAAGUGGAUCGAAUCCAUCCCAGACAAUGCUGGCAUUAUAUCGUGCCCCGGUAGUCCUGAAGGCGUUACCCAAGCCUCUCAGGUAUCUGGUGCCAUACGAUCUGCGGCCCGAACCUCAACUGUUAGUUCUAAAACUUCAUCAGCCGACCAAACUCCCGGUUCAGGCGUUCGGUAUACCGCCUCUGGAUCUCUGAUCGAAUUGUUUCCCAGUGGCUCUGGCAGUGGCUCUUCCAAUUCCCUAGGUACAUCUAUUACCUGGAGCAUGAGCCCGCUAGUUCCUCAGACGGUUUCGAAAACGACCAAUCUGGGGCGUUCGGCGAUACGAAGUGACUCUGUCGUAGGGGUGCUAGCCACUUCACCUUCCACUCCCACCACACCGACUCCCCCAGUAAAAGUCUUAGAGAGGGACGAAAAGGAUGCUCAUCGAUUUAGACGUUACUUGGAGUCCGGGGCCAAUGGCUUCCAGACAAUGAAUCAGCAAGCAAAGUCGAAAAAGAUGGCCCAACCUCUCGGAAAAGAGAAUGCCACUUGGGUAGAGAAGUCCCCACCGACCUUUACUGAGGAGAUUCACACGGCCAUGACAAGGCUGCUCGCCACGGGCCCGUAUUUACGCGGAAGAGUCUCCGUAAGUGCGGAAUUUGGUCGGGCAAUCCUUUUGAAAAUGGACCCAUCCGGCCUAUCCUACAAUGCCUCGGGGUCGCCUAGCAGUGGCUGGGGCAAAACAGUCCUGAUAGACCAUCUGAACAGCUUGAUGACUAAAGACGAAACCUUUCAGUUUACAACCAUCCUCGGCACCUUUGCCGCAGAUGUGGACACUAUGAUCAAUACUAGAGAUAAAGAUAAUUGCCUAUGGAAGGAGAACCCGACCUCCUCUUGGACCGUUUAUUCGUUUCAUUGUUUCAGUACCAGCCCGCCGGGCCGCUUCAUUGUCGAUAUUAUAGAUGAUCUGACGAAUGGCUUCUCCUAUAAGCUACAGCGGUACACUCGACGUCUCGGUUUCAAUGGAAAUGUCGCUGUUUACGUCCAUGGAUUGCUUCGCAACUGGGACUUGCGUAUAAAACUUUCCCACGAUGACGAUGAAAUCAACGAGCAACUAUUCAGCACCUUUGCUAGGGCGCUCAUAGAUUCACUGAGAAUUAGUAGAAACAUCGAAGGACCAAGCGGCCUUGAGCUACAAUUUCCCCUGAAGAGCGACUUUGGCGUCAUCAUUCGGGAUGUCCGUGUUACCACCAAGUGGCGUUAUCUCAGCCCCAAUUCCAGAAGCGCACUCGACGUCAGCGAAGUUGAGCAGCUAGAGGUUGAGCCUGUUGGUGGCGGUGCCUUCCGCACCGGUGGAGGCAACCAAAGCGCACAGUCGGCUCGGUCCUGGACCCCAGAAACAGCCAAGAAGAAGAAAGAUGAGGGAGAGUUUCCUCGCUGGUACGAAGCCUCCAUCACCUCCACUAGGGCGGAGGCUCUUUUCUUGCAGAACAAGUCACUACGCCUUGGCCAGAAAGCAGAGUGGGACGCCAAUACCCUCCUCGAGCAGCAUAUCUUUGAGGACAUCUACGGUCCAGCUCUGCAAAUGCUGAAGACUAUGGACCAUGUGGGUGGGAACGACAACAGCAACAUUAUGAAGAAGAUCAAGAUGAAUAUACCCAGACGAAACAAUCCAAAACCCGUUGUGCCGGGUAACGUUCCCGUCACAAGGAGAACCCCUCUCACAAAGAAGGAACGCAAGAGGGCCCUGAAUUCUCUCACGGAAGUAUCGGAUUCGUUUCCCACCGAAUCUGACAACGUCUCUACUCAGUCGCGCCCUUUCUGGUGA
Molecule: messenger RNA, 2874 nt
Organism: Lasiosphaeria miniovina
Lineage: Eukaryota; Fungi; Ascomycota; Sordariomycetes; Sordariales; Lasiosphaeriaceae
Exons: 5
Coding region: 1-2874 (957 amino acids)
Source: RefSeq, a predicted model, not a curated record